CGGCUGUUGCCGGUCACUCUCCUCCCGGUUUUAAAAUCUCCAUUUGCCCGGCUCCAUCUCUAACGAUUCUACGCCCUCUGCUCUCUCGUCUUCCCCUCGCCGGAGCUCUCUCAGUCCUCGCCGACGGAUUUCCCUCAUUUACCCUCCCGUCCAUCGGUUUCCCGACGAGCCACCGGAGCUCCGGAGGAGCUGGCAUUUAGCUGAGCUGCUGACCAUGCCUGUGGCCACUAAGCCCCAGCCGGCGCCUAAGGUCGCCGCCGAGCCGCGACCUGUCCUUGGCCCCACAGGGAACAGAGUGAGGGCUUCCCCUGAAGAGCCCAAGCGCAAGAACGCCAGCCUGACCAAGCCGCGUCAGGUGACGAAGCCGGGCCCGGAGCUGCCGGCGUCAGCCGUACAGAACAAUGUGUCCGUUGACACGGUGUGUUCCUCCGACUCCACGUCCAGCGGGGGCUCCUCCAAGAAGGUGGCGAAGCUGAGCAGGACGACGAAGCGGGUGGGGGCGAAGCCGACGAAAUUGGCCCGUAAUCCUCCCAGAGCUGACGCUGGUGAGGCGACGAGUGAGCCGUCCGGUCCAUUGAAGCGGUGCGAUUGGAUCACUCCGAACUCCGAUCCAGUUUAUGUUUCUUUCCACGAUGAGGAAUGGGGAGCUCCUGUUCACGAUGAUUGGAAGCUGUUCGAGCUACUGGUCUUCUCGCAGGCGCUUGCGGAACUGAGCUGGCCCACAAUACUCCGCAAGAGAGACACGUUCAGGAAGCAUUUCGACAACUUCGAUGCGUCGUUGGUAGCUCAAUAUGAUGAGAAGAAGCUGCUAUCAAUGAAAGUGCAUGGCAGCUUGUUGCUUUCUGAAGCAAAGCUUCGUGCGAUACUCGAGAAUGCUAAAGAGAUAGUAAAGAUUCAAAAGGAGUUUGGUUCCUUCAACAACUACUGCUGGAGCUUCGUGAACCACAAGCCUAUAAGGAACGGGUUCCGCUAUGCUCGCCAAAUCCCAGUGAAGACCCCGAAAGCCGAAGUCAUGAGCAAGAACAUGAUGCAGAGGGGCUUCUGUUGUGUGGGCCCCACCGUCGUGUAUUCGUUCAUGCAGGUUGCCGGAAUCGUUAACGAUCACGUUCUAUGUUGCUUCAGGUUCCAUGAGUGUGGUGCAGCAAUCGAGAAGGAUCUGAAACUGAAGAAUCAGGAACCCGAGAAACAAGACGGGGCUUCAGAGUGAAAUCCCGAGCCGGACUUUGACUCCCGGACUGAACUGAUGAAACUAAUACAAGUAAUAUAGGUUAAGCUGUGAGUUGUGAGUGCAGUCUAGUGUUCAUUGAUUCGUGAUAUUCUUGUUGCUUUCCCACAGGGUCGUAUGCUUGUGUAUCAUAUUAUUUAACCACGAUAUGUAGACUUACUCCGGAACAGCGAGAUCGAUGUGUGUUGUGUCUAGGAUAUUAGAUUGCCGAGCAUUGUGUAUUGUUGGAGAGGAUGUACCAUUCUUGUAGGAAUACAGCCUUUGUCAAUUUGCUUAAGUUGGUCCGCUUAUUAAA
This is a messenger RNA of Punica granatum (pomegranate), 1520 nucleotides long. Lineage: Eukaryota; Viridiplantae; Streptophyta; Magnoliopsida; Myrtales; Lythraceae. The record is from RefSeq and is a predicted model, not a curated record.